AUGGCUGGCCUGUUACAGCGACUCAUAGAGCUCGGCGAAGAACGCCCUGCGGCAGGCCGCCUAUCGACCUCGUCGGGCGUCAAUGGGAACGCAACGAGGGAAGAGCUGACCGCGGAGCUGUCGCAGCUGCGUGCGCAGUGGGUGGAGCAGAAGAGCAGGUAUGAUGAGUUGUUUGCCGACGCAGCUGCGCUGCGCUCGGAGUAUGAUGCCUUCCGCCGCACCGCCGAACGGGAAAAGCGUCUGAUGGCGCAGCAACGCGCUGACGACAAGCGCAUGCUGGAGGAGUUGCGCCGCGCGGGCGCAUCGGGGAAGAUGAACGAGGUUUACGCGGCGCAGACGGAGGCCAAGCUGGCCGACCUGCAGGCCCGGCUCCAGAAGGCGGUAGAAGGCGAGAAGAAGGCGUACAAGCGGCAGCUCGAGGCCGAGCAGGCGCGGUUGGCGGCGGAGGCCUCCAAGAAGGAGGAUGUGCAGGGGUUGUGCCAAAAUUUCGAGCGCUUCAAGGAGGUCAUGCGGCAGCGCAACGAGGAGUUGGAGCGGCAGCUCCUAGAGGCGCGUGCGGCGGGGGAGGCACCGCCUGAAAAAAAAGGGGUGCCUGCGCCAAACUCUACCGCCGUUGCGGACUCGCACGGGGACGACGACACCGCGGCCGCCACGAGUGAAUCGCCGCCGCAGGUGCAGGCCUUCUUGGCGUCGGCGUUGCAGCGCGAGAAGCAGAUGCGGGCGGAGCUCGUGGCGGAGCAGGAGCGCACUCAGCGUCGACUGGAGGGUGCGGCGUGGGAGCACAUGGAGGCGGAACGGAAGAUAGCCGAGCUCAAGAUGGAGGUGGACACAUGGCGCUCAAAAGCGGCGCAGCUAGCGAACACCAUUGAGGCCCAGGCGGAGGAACACGGACUGCGGGAGAAGGAUUACCAACUCGUCAUACGGCAGAACGAGGACAAUGCUGCACGCCUGGAGCGAGAAUUGCAGGAGGCAAAGCAACUCGCAGAAAGUAGGCGCCAGGAGUGGGAGCAGGCGUUGGCCCGCGAGCGGGAGAUUGAGGCGAGGCACACGGCGGUGUCCGGCGACGCGGAGUGCCUCAAAAAGACUGCCAGUGAGGCACUGGAGGAGCAGCGUGUGCGCUUCGAGGAACUGCUGCGGGAGCGGGAAGGGCUGCUGCAGGAGCAGCAGGCUGCCUGCCGUGCGUUGGAGGCGACCCUGCAGCAGGUGCGUGAGGAUAAGCGUAAGCAGGCGGAGCGCCUUGAGGAUCUUCGCCAGGAGUUGGAGCAGGCCCAGCUCUUGAGUAGUGAGAUGGAGCUCAUGCAGGUGCAGAGUCAACGCCUCAUUGUCCUCCGUGAGGAGGAAUUGAUGUCAAAGGAGGCGGAGCGGCAAAAGCUGCGGCGGCGGUUGCGCGAGGAGGAGGAGGCGCACGAGCGCGCGCGUGAGCGUAUCCGCGAGCUAGAGCUGCACUACGGUGAGGCCGAGCUCCUUCGCUUCAGACAGGCGCCCGUUGCGGAGGAGACGGCGGAGGGGGCCGCCGCACUUGAGCGGGCCUGCAGCUCUGCGGAGGCUAGGGCAGCUGCGCAGGAAGCGGAGCUGCAGCGCAGGGACCAAACCAUACGGCAGCUGCAGGUCCAGCUCGAUGAGUUGAUCGCACAGAACGCAAAGUUUGCCUUUUACCGCGAGGAGCAAGCCGCGAAGACGCGUCGGUUUGAGGCUCGCAUUCACGAGCUGGAGGCGGAACGCUCUGCGGUGAGGCUUCAACACUUGCAGGCAGAAAAUGCCUCUGACGCAGAGCGGCCCCACACCUCGCGCCCGGCGACGGCGGAGGGCACAUUUGGUGCCGCCGCUACGCCCUCGUUCGAGGCGUUGUAUGCGGCGCCAUCCGAGCGUUCUCGGCAGCAGUUUGUCUCCCAGGCAGUCCUGUCCGCGAAAAAAUUGCGGUUCUCCGCCUCUUCACGUCUUCGCCGGCUCAUCGUAGUUUCUCUGGCGUGCACUGUUUUUGUGCUUUUGGCCACCACUUACUUUGCAGCCCCCUCCAACACGCAGGCCGUGGAGGGCACGGAGGCGGCGAUGGAGGCGCUUAGGGGGCGAUACACGGCGGCCUCUGCGGCGCUGCGGCAGUGCCAGGCCCUCCUCUCGGAACGCCGCGGUAAAUAA
Trypanosoma conorhini is the source of this 2136-nucleotide messenger RNA. RefSeq lists its product as uncharacterized. The transcript has a single exon. Bases 1 to 2136 code for a protein of 711 amino acids. The record is from RefSeq and is a predicted model, not a curated record. NCBI's taxonomy places the organism in Eukaryota, Euglenozoa, Kinetoplastea, Trypanosomatida, Trypanosomatidae.